AACGUGGAGAAUGAUGGUAUGCUUUCUGAGUUAACAUGUUGAACUGUUUUGCUUUUCUAAAAAUUUUCGUAGUAACAUUUUCUUGAUGAUACGAGAGUGGAUAUCAACGCCUCACAGAAACAAGAGGUGGAACAUGUGAAUGAAUCGUCUUGGAACUAGAUUAUGAGCAUUGGUUCUUUUUAAAGGGAUGUGCAAGAGGCAGCCUUGGCAAGAAAACUUGCUGCAUAAUCUUACAUGGACUAAAGAUGAAACUUUAAACCGCAAAUCAGCUUCGAGUGAACUUUGACAGAAGAUGUUUCGACAGUUUUAUCUCUGGACAUGUUUAGCUUCAGGGACCAUCCUGGGCUCUCUCUUUGAAAUCUGCUUGGGACAGUAUGAUGAUGAUUGCAAACUAGCUAGGGGAGGACCCCCAGCUACCAUAGUUGCUAUUGACGAAGAGAGUCGGAAUGGUACAAUUCUGGUGGACAACAUGCUGAUCAAAGGGACUGCUGGAGGACCAGACCCCACCAUAGAACUUUCGUUAAAGGAUAAUGUGGAUUACUGGGUGUUGAUGGAUCCUGUUAAGCAAAUGCUUUUCCUGAACAGCACCGGGAGAGUUCUGGAUAGAGAUCCACCGAUGAACAUACACUCCAUUGUGGUGCAGGUCCAGUGCAUCAACAAAAAAGUGGGCACUAUUAUCUACCAUGAAGUGCGAAUAGUGGUGAGAGACAGGAAUGACAACUCACCCACUUUCAAGCAUGAAAGCUACUAUGCCACAGUGAAUGAGCUCACUCCAGUUGGUACCACAAUAUUUACAGGAUUUUCAGGAGACAAUGGAGCUACAGAUAUAGAUGAUGGACCAAAUGGACAGAUAGAGUAUAUUAUUCAGUAUAAUCCAGAUGAUCCGACAUCCAAUGACACCUUUGAAAUUCCCCUAAUGUUGACUGGAAAUAUAGUGUUAAGGAAGAGGCUCAACUAUGAAGAUAAGACUCGCUACUUUGUCAUAAUCCAAGCUAAUGACCGUGCCCAAAAUCUGAAUGAGAGGCGAACCACCACCACCACUCUCACAGUGGAUGUUCUGGAUGGAGAUGACUUGGGUCCAAUGUUUCUUCCUUGUGUCCUUGUGCCAAACACUCGUGAUUGCCGUCCACUCACUUAUCAAGCUGCCAUACCUGAGUUGAGAACUCCGGAAGAACUGAACCCCAUUAUUGUUACGCCACCAAUCCAAGCCAUUGAUCAGGACCGGAAUAUUCAACCGCCAUCAGAUAGGCCAGGAAUCCUCUAUUCCAUCCUUGUUGGGACUCCUGAGGAUUACCCACGAUUUUUCCAUAUGCAUCCUAGGACAGCAGAACUUAGUCUCCUGGAGCCAGUAAACAGAGACUUUCACCAGAAAUUUGAUUUGGUUAUUAAGGCUGAACAAGACAAUGGUCAUCCUCUUCCUGCCUUUGCCAGUCUACACAUUGAAAUACUGGAUGAAAACAAUCAAAGCCCAUAUUUUACAAUGCCCAGUUAUCAAGGCUAUAUCCUGGAAUCUGCCCCAGUGGGAACAACCAUUUCCGACAGUCUCAAUUUGACCUCACCUUUAAGAAUAGUAGCUCUGGACAAGGACAUAGAAGAUACAAAAGACCCAGAGCUUCACCUUUUUCUGAAUGACUACACCUCAGUCUUCACCGUCACACAGACUGGUAUUACUCGCUACCUCACCUUACUUCAACCAGUGGACAGGGAAGAACAGCAAACUUACACCUUUUCGAUAACAGCAUUUGAUGGUGUACAAGAAAGUGAGCCAGUCAUCGUCAAUAUUCAAGUGAUGGAUGCAAAUGAUAACACGCCAACCUUCCCUGAAAUAUCCUAUGAUGUGUAUGUUUAUACAGACAUGAGACCUGGGGACAAUGUCAUACAGCUCACUGCAGUCGACGCAGACGAAGGGUCAAAUGGGGAGAUCACAUAUGAAAUCCUUGUUGGGGCUCAGGGAGACUUCAUCAUCAAUAAAACAACAGGGCUUAUCACCAUCGCUCCGGGGGUGGAAAUGAUAGUCGGGCGGACUUACGCACUCACAGUCCAAGCAGCGGAUAAUGCUCCUCCUGCAGAGCGAAGGCACUCCAUCUGCACUGUGUACAUUGAAGUGCUUCCACCAAAUAAUCAAAGCCCUCCUCGCUUCCCACAGCUGAUGUAUGGCCUUGAAAUUAGUGAAGCCAUGAGGGUUGGUGCUGUUUUAUUAAAUCUACAGGCAACUGAUCGAGAGGGAGAUGCAAUAACAUAUGCCAUUGAGAAUGGAGAUCCUCAGAGAGUUUUUAAUCUUUCAGAAACCACGGGGAUUCUAACCUUAGGGAAAGCACUGGACAGGGAAAGCACUGAUCGCUACAUUCUGAUCAUCACAGCUUCAGAUGGCAGGCCAGAUGGGACCUCAACUGCCACAGUAAACAUAGUGGUGACAGAUGUCAAUGACAAUGCUCCAGUGUUUGAUCCUUAUCUGCCAAGAAAUUUAUCUGUGGUGGAAGAAGAAGCCAAUGCCUUUGUGGGUCAAGUAAAAGCAACAGACCCUGAUGCUGGAAUAAAUGGUCAAGUGCACUACAGUUUGGGUAACUUUAAUAAUCUUUUUCGUAUCACAUCCAAUGGGAGUAUUUACACAGCAGUGAAGCUUAACAGAGAAGUCAGGGACUACUAUGAACUUGUUGUUGUGGCAACAGAUGGAGCAGUACACCCUCGUCAUUCAACUCUAACCCUGGCCAUCAAGGUUUUGGACAUUGAUGAUAACAGUCCUGUGUUCACCAAUUCAACAUACACUGUCCUUGUUGAAGAGAAUUUGCCAGCUGGGACCACUAUCCUUCAAAUAGAGGCCAAAGAUGUCGACCUUGGAGCAAAUGUGUCUUACCGGAUAAGAAGCCCAGAAGUGAAGCGCUUUUUUGCACUACAUCCAUUUACAGGAGAACUAUCGCUUUUAAGGAGUUUAGAUUAUGAGGCAUUUCCAGACCAAGAAGCAAGUAUCACUUUUCUGGUAGAGGCCUUUGAUAUUUAUGGAACAAUGCCACCUGGUAUUGCUACUGUCACAGUGAUUGUAAAGGAUAUGAAUGAUUAUCCUCCUGUCUUUAGUAAACGAAUAUACAAAGGGAUGGUGGCUCCAGAUGCAGUCAAGGGUACACCUAUCACAACAGUUUAUGCUGAAGAUGCAGACCUUCCUGGAUUACCUGCAAGUCGUGUGAGGUAUAGAGUAGAUGAUGUCCAGUUUCCUUACCCUGCCAGUAUUUUUGAUGUGGAAGAAGAUUCUGGAAGAGUAAUAACACGAGUCAAUCUUAAUGAAGAACCUACAACAAUUUUUAAGUUGGUGGUGGUUGCUUUUGAUGAUGGGGAGCCUGUGAUGUCCAGCAGUGCCACAGUGAAGAUUCUUGUCUUACAUCCUGGUGAGAUCCCACGCUUCACACAGGAGGAAUAUAGACCUCCUCCAGUAAGUGAACUUGCCACCAAAGGGACCAUGGUUGGUGUAAUUUCUGCUGCUGCCAUUAAUCAAAGUAUCGUGUACUCCAUUGUUUCAGGAAAUGAAGAAGAUACAUUUGGAAUUAAUAAUGUCACAGGUGUUAUCUAUGUGAAUGGACCUCUGGAUUAUGAGACCAGGACAAGCUAUGUACUUCGAGUCCAAGCUGAUUCCCUGGAAGUGGUCCUUGCCAAUCUCCGAGUUCCUUCAAAAAGCAAUACAGCUAAAGUAUACAUUGAGAUUCAGGAUGAAAAUAAUCAUCCCCCAGUGUUUCAGAAAAAAUUCUACAUCGGAGGUGUAUCUGAAGAUGCAAGAAUGUUUACUUCUGUACUCAGAGUGAAGGCUACUGAUAAAGAUACUGGCAAUUACAGUGUCAUGGCCUACAGACUCAUAAUACCACCAAUUAAAGAGGGGAAAGAAGGGUUUGUAGUGGAAACAUAUACAGGGCUUAUCAAAACUGCUAUGCUCUUCCAUAAUAUGAGGAGAUCCUACUUCAAGUUUCAAGUUAUUGCAACUGACGACUAUGGGAAGGGACUGAGUGGCAAAGCCGAUGUACUCGUCUCUGUGGUCAAUCAGCUGGAUAUGCAAGUCAUUGUUUCCAAUGUGCCUCCUACUCUAGUGGAAAAAAAGAUAGAAGAUCUUACAGAGAUCUUGGAUCGCUAUGUUCAGGAACAAAUUCCUGGUGCCAAGGUUGUAGUGGAGUCCAUUGGAGCUCGCCGGCAUGGAGAUGCCUUUUCCCUAGAAGAUUACACCAAAUGUGACUUGACUGUCUAUGCAAUUGACCCCCAAACCAACAGAGCCAUCGAUAGAAAUGAGCUUUUUAAAUUUUUGGAUGGCAAACUGCUUGAUAUCAAUAAAGACUUUCAGCCGUAUUAUGGGGAAGGAGGACGCAUUCUGGAGAUCCGGACUCCAGAGGCAGUGACCAGCAUUAAAAAGAGAGGAGAAAGUCUAGGAUACACAGAAGGGGCCUUGUUGGCUCUGGCCUUCAUCAUCAUCCUCUGCUGCAUUCCUGCCAUCUUGGUGGUUUUGGUCAGCUACAGACAACGUCAAGCUGAGUGCAUAAAGACUGCACGAAUUCAGGCCGCAUUACCCGCAGCUAAACCAGCAGCGCCGGCCCCUGCACCAGUGGUAGCGCCCCCGCCGCCGCCACCGCCUCCACCAGGUGCGCAUCUCUAUGAAGAACUUGGAGACAGCUCAAUGUAUGAAAUGCCUCAAUAUGGGAGUCGCCGUCGAUUGUUACCACCAGCUGGACAGGAGGAAUAUGGUGAGGUGGUUGGUGAAGCUGAGGAAGAAUAUGAGGAGGAAGAGUGGGCAAGAAAAAGAAUGAUCAAGUUAGUUGUUGAUCGAGAGUAUGGAACCAGCUCAACUGGAGAAGACAGUGCUCCUGAAUGUCAGAGAAACCGUCUUCACCAUCCUAGUAUCCACAGUAAUAUCAACGGCAAUAUAUAUAUUGCACAGAAUGGUUCUGUGGUGAGAACCCGCCGUGCCUGCCUCACAGACAGCUUAAAAGUUGCUUCCCCUGUUCGACUGGGAAGGCACUUUAAGAAACUAGACAAGUUGGCAGUGACACAUGAGGAGAAUGUGCCUCUGAACACAUUAUCAAAGGGGCCAUUUUCUACUGAGAAAAUGAAUGCAAGACCAACUCUGGUUACAUUUGCCCCUUGCCCUGUGGGGACUGACAAUACAGCGGUGAAGCCACUAGGGAACAGGCUGAAAAGCACAGUUGAACAGGAGUCCAUGAUUGACAGUAAGAACAUCAAGGAGGCUUUGGAAUUUCAUAGUGACCACACACAGUCCGAUGAUGAAGAGCUUUGGAUGGGCCCCUGGAACAACCUCCAUAUACCAAUGACAAAACUGUGACCAAUUUUUUAAAAGAUAUUUUAAUUUUUACUUCCGUUUUUAAUAAACUGUGCUUUUUAUUGUCACUGAGAAAACAAUGUAUGGAAUUUAUAUCAUGCACACAAGCUAAAACUUUGAACAAUACGCUUUAAAAUUUUAAGAGACAGAUUCGCACUCACAUUGUUAUCAAUUAAUCGUUUUUCCCAGAAAAUCCUUUUGGACAUACUUUCACUAAAUAACCUAUUGUUUGUUUAAACAUUUAGCUGUUUUGUUGGGUCUUGAAUUUUUGUUCGUUUUAAUAAACAAGAAAUAAUUACUAAGUAAUCAUUUAUAUUUUAUUGAUUAACAUAGAUUAUGCUUUAUUUCUAGCUCCACAAAACCUUUUUAGUACAUGUAAUUUUAUUUUCCAUAGCCAAAAGGGCAAAAAAUAAG
This is a messenger RNA of Pongo pygmaeus (Bornean orangutan), 5722 nucleotides long. It is a transcript of the gene PCDH15, whose product is annotated as protocadherin related 15. The record is from RefSeq and is a predicted model, not a curated record. Gene Ontology annotation, cellular component: stereocilium; plasma membrane; cell-cell junction. Gene Ontology annotation, biological process: inner ear development; homophilic cell-cell adhesion; sensory perception of sound. The transcript is spliced from 33 exons. Gene Ontology annotation, molecular function: calcium ion binding. Bases 293 to 5311 code for a protein of 1672 amino acids. NCBI's taxonomy places the organism in Eukaryota, Metazoa, Chordata, Mammalia, Primates, Hominidae.